Molecule: messenger RNA, 324 nt
Organism: Ostertagia ostertagi
Lineage: Eukaryota; Metazoa; Nematoda; Chromadorea; Rhabditida; Trichostrongylidae
Source: the annotation of a GenBank genome assembly
AUGGGUGGUAUCCCUGGUCCGCUUGGGAUCAACGCCUGCCAUGGUUUUGGUGGUAACCAGCUCAUACGACUCAACACAGAAGGACAACUGGCGCAGGGAGAGUGGUGUCUGACACCAAAAGGAGUUCGUGUUGAGGCCAAUCACUGUGUGAAAGGAACUGUCAAUGGACCUUGGGCCUAUGAUGAGGAGACUGGCCACAUAAUUUACACACGUUCGCGUACUUGCCUCACAGUGGACAAACCCACUCAGGGCGAUCUCACAUUGACUCGAUGUGUUGUCGAUGAACCGCUACAAAAGUUUGUAUGGACUGAGUUUUACCAGUGA